Sardina pilchardus (European sardine) is the source of this 3728-nucleotide messenger RNA. RefSeq names its product potassium voltage-gated channel subfamily H member 7-like. Gene Ontology annotation, cellular component: plasma membrane. The coding region runs from base 114 to 3728 and encodes 1204 amino acids. Gene Ontology annotation, biological process: membrane repolarization during action potential; potassium ion transmembrane transport. The record is from RefSeq and is a predicted model, not a curated record. The transcript is spliced from 17 exons. Gene Ontology annotation, molecular function: inward rectifier potassium channel activity. NCBI's taxonomy places the organism in Eukaryota, Metazoa, Chordata, Actinopteri, Clupeiformes, Clupeidae.
AAAAGCUGGGCCCAUCGGCACCGGGCGGUUUCCAUGGUUACCUGAGAUCACACAAGCUGGAUGCUGCAGAGAUGAGCCGCCUUUAAACGGCACUAGCUGAAGAUCUUUCAACCAUGCCAGUCCGAAGAGGUCAUGUUGCGCCCCAGAAUACAUUUCUUGGAGUAAUCAUACGAAAAUUCGAAGGACAAAACAAGAAAUUCAUCAUAGCAAAUGCCAGGGUGCCCAACUGUGCCAUCAUCUACUGCAAUGACGGCUUCUGCGAGAUGACGGGCUACUCGCGGCCAGACGUGAUGCAGAAGCCCUGCACCUGUGACUUCCUGCACGGCGAGCUCACCAAGCGCCAUGCCAUCUCCCAGGUGGCCCAGGCACUGAUGGGCUCCGAGGAGCGGAAGGUGGAGAUCACCUACCACCGCAAGGAUGGUUCCGACUUUCUGUGCAACACACACAUAAUCCCGGUGAAGAACGAGGAGGGCGUGGUGAUGAUGAUCAUCAUCAACUUCGACUACGUGCUCUUCGAUGGCAGCAGUGACUCUCUGGAGCACUACCCUGUCACACCGCCAGCAAAGGCUGAGAACCGUGAAUUUUUCCGCUUCCGCCUGCCAGCCCUCAGCCUCCUGGGCACCAGCAAGCAGUCGCUCCCCCAGGAGGAUCCGGACACGGUCAUGAUCGACUCGCCCAAAGACAGCGAGGACUCGGUGGCCAUGAGGGACUUCCGCUCGCCCACCAAGGACAGCUGCAGCCCCGCCAAGGCCAACGACACGCUGGCGCUCAUCGGCUCCAGCCUGCCGUCCUCGCCCAUCAGCGUGACCAGCCCGGUCAACCACUCGUCCCCCAAGCAGGACGCGUGGGACAGGCGCAGCUCCACGCUGCUCCAGUCCACCACCUGCUUGGCCCAGGUUCCGUCCCGCGACAGCCUGUACAGUCGGAGGCGAGCUUCCUCGGUGCACGACCUCGAGAGCUUCAGCGCCAACACCAAGCGGGUGUUCAGGCACACGGGGUCAGUGGAUUGUGUGUGUCUGUGUGUUCCAGGUCCAUUCAACCAUCUCAAAUCCAGCCUGUUGGGCUCCACCUCCGACUCCAACAUCAACAAGUACAGCACCAUCAACAAGAUUCCGCUCAUUGCCCUCAAUUUCAACGACGCCAAUGACAAGAAGGCCCCAUCCCCACCGUCCUCAGAGAAAACCAUCAUUGCCCCCAAAGUCAAAGAUCGAACACACAAUGUGACAGAGAAAGUGACGCAGGUCUUGUCUUUAGGUGCUGACGUGCUGCCCGAGUACAAACUCCAGACGUCUCGCAUCGACAAGUUCACCAUCCUGCACUACAGCCCGUUCAAGGCGGUGUGGGACUGGCUCAUCCUGCUGCUGGUCAUCUACACGGCCAUCUUCACGCCCUACUCGGCCGCCUUCCUGCUCAACGACCGCGAGGAGCAGAAGCGGCGCGAGUGCGGCUACUCGUGCAGCCCGCUCAACGUGGUGGACCUGAUGGUGGACAUCAUGUUCAUCAUCGACAUCCUCAUCAACUUCCGCACCACCUACGUCAACCUGAACGAGGAGGUGGUCAGCCACCCGGCCAAGAUCGCCAUCCACUACUUCAAGGGCUGGUUCCUCAUCGACAUGGUGGCCGCCAUCCCCUUCGACCUGCUCAUAUUUGGGUCGGGAUCCGACGAGACCACCACGCUGAUCGGCCUGCUGAAGACGGCGCGGCUGCUGCGUCUGGUGCGCGUGGCCCGCAAGCUGGACCGCUACUCUGAGUACGGCGCCGCCGUGCUCAUGCUGCUCAUGUGCAUCUUCGCGCUCAUCGCCCACUGGCUGGCCUGCAUCUGGUACGCCAUCGGCAACGUGGAGAAGCCCUACCUGGAGCACAAGAUCGGCUGGCUGGACAACCUGGGCGUGUCCAUCGGCAAGCGCUACAACCACAGCGACCCGGCGUCGGGGCCGUCCGUCAAGGACAAGUACGUGACGGCGCUCUACUUCACCUUCAGCAGCCUGACCAGCGUGGGCUUCGGCAACGUCUCGCCCAACACCAACUCCGAGAAGAUCUUCUCCAUCUGCGUCAUGCUCAUCGGAUCGCUCAUGUACGCCAGCAUCUUCGGGAACGUGUCGGCCAUCAUCCAGCGGCUGUACUCGGGCACGGCGCGCUACCACAUGCAGAUGCUGCGGGUGAAGGAGUUCAUCCGCUUCCACCAGAUCCCCAACCCCCUGCGCCAGCGCCUGGAGGAGUACUUCCAGCACUCCUGGACCUACACCAACGGCAUCGACCUCAACACGGAGGUGCUUAAAGGUUUCCCCGAGUGUCUGCAGGCGGACAUCUGCCUGCACCUCAACAAUAACGUGCUGGAGGAGUGCAAGGCCUUCCGGGGGGCCACCAAAGGCUGUCUGCGCGCGCUGGCCAUGCACUUCAAGACCACCCACUGCCCGCCCGGCGACACGCUGGUCCAUUCCGGCGACGUGCUCACCGCCCUCUACUUCCUGUCGCGCGGCUCCAUCGAGAUCGUUAAGGAUGACAUCGUGGUCGCCAUCCUCGGGAAGAACGACAUCUUUGGGGAGAUGAUCCACCUCUAUGCAAAGCCAGGGAAGUCCAACUCAGAUGUACGGGCCCUGAGUUACUGUGACCUGCACACCAUCCAGAGGGAGGAACUGUUAGAAGUGCUGGACAUGUACCCAGAAUUUUCCGACCACUUCCUCACCAACCUGGAGCUCACGUUCAACCUUAGAGACGAGAACGCUAAGAACACGUACUCACAAGGCAGUGAUUCAGAUGGAGAAGAUACCAAGAGCCGAAGAAAAAUUUCUUUCAAGCGCAAGUCAUCUAAAGGGGAGAGCAACAAGGAAGCGGAGAGCGACUCCAGGAAAGACAGGGAGUCGUACGCCGGCUCCAAGAGGGGAUCGGAGGACAGGAGGCACUCCAGGGACAGUCAGCAGCAGCAGCAACAGCCACCACAGCAGUCACUGCCGCCUGGGUUCCCCAGCUCGGGGAUUCUGGGAUAUCCCUCGGUCCAGGAUUACGCCCUCACCCCAGACUAUAGCUACACCAGCGACACCCAAGCGAGAGACGUCACGGAGAAAAAACAGGUUGACAAAGCGGUGGAUGAGUGGGCCUGUGAAAAGCCCAGGGACCUCCUGCAGGAAAUGGUGCAGUCUCCCGACGCGCAAGCAGCCGACGACUCGGGCAGCGAGAUCACCUACGGAGAGGUGGAGCAUCGCCUGGACCAGCUCCAGGAGCACCUGAACAGGCUGGAGUCUCAGAUGACAUCGGACAUCCAGACCAUCCUGCAGCUGCUCCAGAGGCAGUCGUCCAUGGGCCCCCCGGCCUACAGCACGGUGACGGCCAGCCCAGAGUACAAGAGGCCCGCCAUCCGGGUGCAGCCCAUCGCUGCCAUCAUGACUGCCCAGUCCCCCAGUCAGCCAACACAGAACACUGAUUUCUUCAGCGUGGCACAGCUCCCUCAGAACCCCAAAGAGUCACCGUCAGGCCUGGUCCCCCUGGACAGCGCAGCGCCCCCCGAUGACCCCCUCUCAGCGCUGCUGGCCGGGGACGCCUCCGUGGACCACAGACACUCUUCCCUGCAGACUGCCCUCCUCAAGCAGCAGCACUCCCAGCCCAUGCUACCCAUCCAGCCACCCUCCUCCUCAUCCUCCUCUUCCUCCUCCUCCUUAGAGCCAUCGCCCAGUGCAGGGGCAGCAGGACUCCACAGACCCCCGUCUGACCCUGCGCUCAUGAGGAAGUAG